Molecule: messenger RNA, 1539 nt
Organism: Spirodela intermedia
Lineage: Eukaryota; Viridiplantae; Streptophyta; Magnoliopsida; Alismatales; Araceae
Source: the annotation of a GenBank genome assembly
AUGGAGAAUAUGGUGCUUAUCCUCAUCUCUCUGGCCCUUUCCCUCUUCCUGGCUUAUUUCCUCAGUCCUCUAGUCCUCAAGUUAUGGCCGGAGAGCGAAAGCCUCCCCCCAGGUCCUCCGGCUUUCCCCGUCGUGGGCAACCUUCUUUGGCUACGCCACUCCUUCUACGAAAUCGAGUCCGUCCUCCGGCGCCUGCGGGAUACGUACGGUCCGAUCGUCACUCUCCACAUCGGUUUUGUUCCUGUUGUUGUCAUCUCCGACGCGGACCUCGCCCACAAGAUCCUCGUCCAGAGAGGCGCCCUCUUUGCUGACCGCCCCCCAACGCUGCUCGCUCUCCGGGUCCUCCAUGGGAACCAGUGCGUUGUGAGUGAGAGCCACUUUGGCCCCGCCUGGCGGGUUCUCCGCCGCAACAUGACUGCGGUGAUGCUCCACCCAUCGCGGAUCAAGGAGUUCUCACAUUACCGGCGGCGGGCGGGCAGAGUUCUCAUAGGCGAACUUCGCCGGCAGGCCGACAGAGGGGAGCCGGUGGUGGUGCUGGACAGCUUCCGGUACGCGAUCUUUUCACUGUUGUGUUGGAUGUGCUUCGGUGAGAACUUGGAGGAGAAGACCGUUCGGGAGAUCCAGAGGGUUCAACACGACAUCACUCUCCAUUUCAACAAGGUCAACGUUUUUGUUUUCUUUCCCCGAGUGGGAAAGUAUAUUUUCCCGCGUCUGUGGGAGAUGAUCGGAGAAACGAGGCGCAGGCGGGAGGACCUUUUUGUCCCCAUGAUCAAAGCCCGCCGGGAGCGGAUCGAAGAGGUGAACAGAAGGGGGGAAGAGAGCUUCCAGUUCUCGUACUUAGACUCGCUGCUAAACCUGGAGCUCCCCGACGAGGAGGGAAGGAGUCGAAAGCUAACAGAGGAGGAGAUCAUCUGCCUCUGUUCCGAGAUUCUCUCCGGUGGCACCGACACGACAGUGGCUGUGCUGCAGUCGAUCAUGGCGAACCUGGUGAAGCACCAUGACAUACAAGCGUGGGUAUACGAGGAAAUCUCCGCCGUCGUCGGGGACAGGGAGGACAUGGAAGAGGACGCCCUGGGCAAGCUGCCCUUUCUCAGGGCCGUGAUCAUGGAAGGCCUACAGCGCCACCCCCCAGCACACUUCCUCGUGUCUCAUUCACCGACGGAGGACGCGACCGUGGGAGGGUACUUGAUACCUCGAAGAACAACCGUCAAUGUCAUGGUAACGGAGAUGAAUUGGAACUCGAAGGUGUGGUCGGAUCCAAUGGAGUUCAGGCCGGAGAGAUUUCUCCUCGGCGGAGAAGGUGAAGGGCUGGACAUAACCUGUAGCAAGGAAAUAAAGAUGCUCACUUUCGGGGCAGGAAGGAGGGCCUGCCCCGGGUUAGGUCUCGCCAUGCUACACCUCGAGUACUUCGUAGCCAAUAUGGUGCGGGAGUUCGAGUGGACGGCGGCCAAUAGGGAGGUGGACAUGUCAGAACAGAUGGAGUUCACUUACGUCAUGAAGACACCUCUGAAGGCCACUAUCCUGCCGCGCGUCAGAUAA